AUGCCUGCACCUUCAUGGCCAGUGUCUACACUUCGCCCUGCGGAUCUUUUGUCUAGACUACCAAGAGAGCUUCGAGACAAAAUCUACACCGACGCUGUAGAUGUCCAUGGUUCCAUAGGGUUCACGGAAGAUCUGUUGCCGCAUGUCCCACCGAUCUUACGCGAAGACACAAACUUACUUCCUGAGGCACUAGAAAUUCUGGUCAGAACGAAAGUCUUCAAUUGGAACUGGAACAAUCCACAGGUAGCCGCACUCGAAUCGACAAGCGUCUGCGUCAAUCCCUGCGACAUCCGACAGCUCGACAUUACAUGCUCCGAGCAUUUGCCCAGCUUCGAAGACUCCAAUUUCGAGGUCCUGAAUCAGCAUGAGAAAACUUAUCGACGCACUGAUUCUCGCGUCCGGUGGGAGCAAUUGCUGGACUUUCCUCGUUUACAAAAGCUGGCCAUCUACAUGCAGAAAACAGGAGACUGCUCGCUCAAUACGCUCGACUUCGGUCCAAUAAUGUACGCUUUGCGUGCGAGGAAGCCAGACAUCAACAUUACGUUCUACCUGUCUUUCGACACAAUCUUGAAGGAAUACUGGGAAGAUCCAAUGUGGGGAAACCCUGCUGAUGCUGGGCCAGGCUCGUACAAACCUAUGGGUUAUGUUGAAAUGAGCGAUCUAGUUGCGCCUGCCACCCAAAAGGAUCUCGACUACGUCCAAGAAUACCUGCCUAGACACCUUAAUAUAUGGCGAAUGCCCGGUCAUAGGAGUAUCAAGCAAGGAUUGUUGGAUGAAACCCCGGCGGAUCGUCGUGCAUUAGCGGAGCAUUAUGCAGUUCAAGAGCCUGCACUACUGCGGUACCAAAUGCGAGAGCACUUCGAGCUAUACCAGAAACCUCGAGAAAGCACUGCAGAGGAGACGAGCACAUGA
Messenger RNA from Didymosphaeria variabile, 912 nucleotides. RefSeq lists its product as uncharacterized. Bases 1 to 912 code for a protein of 303 amino acids. The record is from RefSeq and is a predicted model, not a curated record. Lineage: Eukaryota; Fungi; Ascomycota; Dothideomycetes; Pleosporales; Didymosphaeriaceae. The transcript has a single exon.